CCAGGCUUCCCCAGAUGCUGCUGGAGGAUCUGGAGGGGACUUCAGCAGAGCCCUGGUCCCUCCUUCACAAUGUGGCGUCUCCUCAUCUUCUCCUUCCUGCUGAUGCCUGCAGCGGCCCAGGACGACAGUGACAAAGUGCGGAGGAGUGAGGAGUGUGCGCCCCACUCGCAGCCAUGGCAAGUGGCCCUCUUCGAGCGGGGGCGCUUUAACUGCGGUGCUUCCCUCCUCUCCCCACGCUGGGUGCUGUCUGCAGCCCACUGUCAAACGCGCUCCAUGAGAGUGCGCUUGGGCGAGCACAAUCUACGCAAGCGCGAUGGCCCAGAGCAACUGCGGACUGUUUCUCGCAUCAUCCCGCAUCCGCAAUACGAAGCGCGAAGCCACCGCCAUGAUGUGAUGUUGCUGCGUCUAACCCGGCCCGCGCGCCUCUCCGCCCAAGUGCGCCCGAUCCCGCUGCCCACGCGCUGUCCCCAACCUGGCGAGGCCUGCGUGGUGUCAGGCUGGGGCCUGGUGCCUGACAAAGAGCCUGGGGCCGCAGGGAGCCCAGUGUCACAAGUGAGCCUGCCAGACACCUUGCAUUGUGCCAAUAUCAGCAUUCUCUCGACCACAUCUUGUAACAAGGACUACCCAGGGCACCUGAUGAGCACCAUGGUGUGUGCUGGCGCGGAGAGUGGAGGCACCGACUCCUGCGAGGGUGAUUCCGGAGGACCUCUGGUCUGUGGAGGCAUCCUGCAGGGCAUUGUGUCCUGGGGUGAUGUCCCCUGUGACACUACCACCAAGCCUGGUGUCUAUACCAAAGUCUGCAGUUACUUGGAGUGGAUGAAGGAAACCAUGUCGAGGAACUAACUAUUCUGACAUACUGCCUGAGUCUCAGAAGCCCACAUGGCUGGCCAGCAGUCCCAACCUGACCUGGGACAGAACUGGGCCACCUGCCAAUAGCCUAUCCAAGGCCCAGAGGUUAGCCAAGGACCUGCCCAUCUGAGACCAGAGCUGGUGCUCAAGGUCACCUGUUUGAUACCAAGAUAACAGAGAGCACUGAUGCAAA
This is a messenger RNA of Vicugna pacos (alpaca), 1042 nucleotides long. RefSeq names its product kallikrein related peptidase 15 (gene KLK15). Lineage: Eukaryota; Metazoa; Chordata; Mammalia; Artiodactyla; Camelidae. Gene Ontology annotation, biological process: proteolysis. Gene Ontology annotation, cellular component: secretory granule. The record is from RefSeq and is a predicted model, not a curated record. Gene Ontology annotation, molecular function: serine-type endopeptidase activity.